This is a messenger RNA of Colletotrichum godetiae, 3174 nucleotides long. Its product is annotated as P-loop containing nucleoside triphosphate hydrolase protein. The coding region runs from base 1 to 3174 and encodes 1057 amino acids. The transcript has 5 exons. Gene Ontology annotation, molecular function: ABC-type transporter activity; ATP binding; ATP hydrolysis activity. NCBI's taxonomy places the organism in Eukaryota, Fungi, Ascomycota, Sordariomycetes, Glomerellales, Glomerellaceae. The record is from RefSeq and is a predicted model, not a curated record. Gene Ontology annotation, cellular component: membrane. Gene Ontology annotation, biological process: transmembrane transport.
AUGUCCAUGUUCGUUGCUGCCUUCCUGGUCGCUUUUACGCGACAGUGGAAGCUCACCCUUGUUACGGCUACUUCGCUGCCCGUUCUCUUCAUCGGGUUCAAAUCACCUUCGGCCUUGGCAAGGAUCCUGGAGAUAUACAACCGUGCCGGUGGUCUGGUAGAGGAGGCUCUGGGUCCGACCCGCAUCGUGACGGCUUACAAUGCCAGUGCUAAGCUGAGCCGCAAGUACGACGACUACCUGGCCGCUGCGCAGAGGCUCGGCUUCCGCAAGGGUCCCGUCAUCGGUGUCCAGUGGAGUGUGGAGUUCUUCACAAUCUACUGUGCCUACUCGCUUGCCUGGUUCUAUGGUGUAAAGCUGCUUAAUAACGGCGAGAUCGGUGGCGGUGGGCAAAUCAUCUCGGUGCUGCUCGCGGUCCUUUUGGGUACAAAUGCUGCUUUCAACGUGGCCCCAGGGUUCGGUGACUUCGCCAAGGCUUCAGCUGCUGCUCAGGGCAUGUUCAAGGUAGUUGAUCGCAAGUCUGAGAUCGAUCCCCUAGCAGAUAGGGGCGAGCGGCCCGACAAGUGUGAAGGUCUGGUUGAGCUACGCAACGUCAGCUUUGCCUAUCCCUCACGGCCCUCUGUGCAAGUUUUGCGCGACGUUAGCCUCGCCUUCAAGGCUGACCUCCGAUGGCUGCGUGGGAGAAUCGGUCUCGUCCAGCAAGAGCCAGUGCUCUUUAGCAACACAAUUUACAACAACGUAGUCCACGGAUUAUACGGAUCUGCUAUGAACGACCUCCCCGAGCCUGGGAAGAGAGAGCUCGUCCGACAAGCCUGCAUCCAGGCGUUUGCGGAUGAGUUCAUCCAAGAGCUGCCACAAAAGUAUGACACCAGGGUCGGAGAACGCGGCGCCUUGUUGAGUGGAGGUCAAAAGCAGCGUGUUGCAAUUGCCAGGAGUGUUAUCGCCAACCCGCAGAUCCUGCUUCUUGACGAAGCUACCUCAGCCUUGGAUCCUACGGCUGAGAGGAAAGUGCAGGAUUCCCUCGACAAUUUCUCUAGACAACGGACUACAAUCAUAAUUGCGCAUAAACUUCCAACAGUCCAGAAGGCCGACAAGAUCGUCGUGCUUAGUCGGGGCGAGGUUGUAGAGCAGGGCACCCAUCAGCAGCUGCUUGAUCAAGGAGGAGCGUGUUACCAACUCGUCAAUGCUCAGACGCUCAAUACGGGAGAAGCAACAGCCGCACAAGGGCGUCUUGAGACAUAUGCGUCCUCAGAAGUUCCAUGUGGAGAUAAUAGCUCAGUCGGAAGCAUGGAGGAGGAACCGGCAGUCUUGUCCAAGUCUGCAACCAAGCAAUCCCACGAGGCCGCAGACCCAACAGAGAAUGAACGCGAGACCAAAGCUAAAGACAUGGACGGUUUUCGGAAGCUUUCCAUCGUGCAGUGCCUCAAAAUUAUCGUUUGGAAGGAGCACUGGCAUAUCUGGCCAAUCUGGUUCUCUGGCAUCAUUUCCUCGGCAGCUGGCGGUGGUCUCUUCCCCGCGCAGGCCGUCCUCUUCGGAUCCAGUCUUCCGGCACUGCAACUUCCUCCUGGUAACUACUUAGUAGAGCGCGGUAACUUCUGGGCACUGAUGUACUUCGUCUUCAACCUAGGUGUCUUUGUGUGCUACCUCGGCGUCGGGUUCUUCUGGACUGUGGCAUCGUUCCACACCACGCGCUUCUACCGCCGGGGAUACUUUGAUGCCAUGCUGCGGCAGGAUAUUGCAUUCUUUGACACCACGGCCACGAGGCUUCAGAACUUGCUGUCCACCAACCUCGCUCUCAUCAUCGUCAUCUUUGUUGACAUCAUCUCGUGCUUCGUUCUGGUAGUCGCCAUGGGAUGGCGCCUGGGCCUAGUCGUCAUUGCGGGCGGCAUGCCGACGCUUUUGGGUGCCGGCUUCUUCCGUCUGCGGCUCGAGAUGGCCAACGAGGACCGCGUGACCCAGACGCAUCUGGAAAGCGCUCGGUUCGCGGCUGAGGCUGUCGGAGCCAUUCGUCCCGUGUCCAGCUUGACGUUGGAGAAUAAAAUUCUGAACGGCUUUAAGGCUCGUCUUGAUGAGUGUGCCAGCCGGGAGCUGCGCAGCAAGAUGAUCACUAUGGUCGUUCAUGCAUUCGCUGAAAGUAUUAACAUGGCCGUGACGGGCCUGGCCUUCUGGUAUGGCGGGAAGCUGUUGUCUGAGGGUCGCUACGAUAUGCGAACGUUCUUCAUUGUCUUCAUGGCGGUGCUUAUGGGGUCGCAGUCGGGGGGUGUUCUAUUCGGCUUUUCAUCCAACGUUUCGAGAGCACACUCGGCGGCAAACCACAUCAUUGACUUGCGCACAUCGCAGCCUCCCAUUAACACCUCCUCGGGCCUUAAGGAACUGCCGGCGAGCAAGAACAGUCCGGCGGCCAUUGAGUUCCGCGACGUGACCUUCGCCUACCCCAGCCGACCCACUCGCUCCGUACUACACGGUCUUAAUCUCAAGAUCCUAAGGGGCCAGUCCGUUGGCAUCGUAGGCGCUUCGGGCUGUGGCAAAAGCAUCAUGGUUGCCCUUCUUGAGCGAUUUUACGACAUCAACUCAGGACAGCUCCUCGUUGAGGGCACUCCCCUCCGAGACCUGGACGUGCAGUUCCACCGCUCUCGCAUCGGCCUUGUGUCGCAAGAAACGGCGCUUUUUCAGGGCAGCAUUCGUGACAACAUUCUCGUUGGUCUUUCGGAUGAGGAAGCGGCGGCGCCCGAUGCAGACGAGCGCGUGGAGCGCGCGUGCUGCUCGGCCAACAUGCACGACUUUAUCAGCAGCUUGCCCGAAGUGUACGGAACCGACGUCGGAAACCACGGUAUCGCUCUCUCCGGAGGCCAGCGUCAGCGUCUCGCAAUCGCCCGUGCGCUUAUCCGCGAGCCAGAGGUGUUGCUGUUUGACAAAGCCACCAGCGCCUUGGACACUGCCAACGAGGCGCUGGUGCAGGCUGCCAUCGAGGCGGUCGCGCGAGAGAAGCCUGGCCGAACCACUAUUGCCGUUGCUCAUCGCCUUUCAACUAUACAGCGCUGCGACCGCAUCUUUGUGCUACACAGAGGCCAAGUGACUGAGGAGGGCACACAUGAGGAACUUUUCCACAGGGGGGGGAGGUAUUAUGAUAUGGUGUUAGCUCAGUCGCUGGAUAGAGAGGUUGCCACAGUUAUCUGA